UAGUGGGCGGGGCCUGCUCCGCUCCGCUCCCGCAGUCAUGGCGGCGGCACCUGCUGCUGCGCCUGCCUUUGCUGCGGGGCGGGAGAGGGCAGAGGGGGGAGGGGGCGCCCCUUCCCCUGUGGGGCCGACACCCCCCCGCGGCCAAAGAGCAGAUUAUACUUUGGAUGAAGUCACCAGAAAAGAACUUUGUACAGAUACUUACUGUAAAGUUUGUGGGGCUGUGCUGAAGUUUGAAUCCCAAAGAGUAGCACAUUAUGAGGGCAAAAAGCAUGCACAGAAAGUCAGACUUUAUUUGCAAAUAAAUGCUGAACAAAAGGAGCCCAGCAAGCAAGAGACGCACCAGAUGGAGUCAAAUGCUGACAACAAUUCCUGCUGCAGGCUUUGCAGCAUAGUGUUCUCAUCUCCAGUGGUUGCCCAGUCACACUACCUGGGAAAGAUGCACUCCAAAAAGUUGAAACUGUUAUCAGAUCAGAGCACUCAGCCAGAACCUGGUCCCUCUGUGAUUCCAACUUCACAAGAACCAUCUCUUGAAAAGACUUCACAGGAUUGUGACACUGAAGAUCCGUCUUCAUCAUGUGCAACUACUUUGGAUAUGGAUGAUCCAGAAAAGUUUUGCAAACUCUGCUCAGCCUCCUUUAAUAAUCCCCUAAUGUCCCGGCAGCACUAUGUGGGCAAAAAGCACACACGGAAUGAAGCACGUAAGAAGCUGCUAGCGGAGAUGGGAACCACGGCUGUCCCUGUGGAAGCUAAGCCUAAUGCAGUUGGAGUGGGUAACUACAUAUGUCCCAUCUGCAACAUCAGCCUUACAUCCAUAGAGAUGUAUCAGUCUCACAUGCAAGGAAAUAAGCAUCAGAUUAAAGAGAACAUGAUUGCCAAUCUGAUGACCAACACAAAGAAAACAUAUGAUUCUUUUCAAGACGAACUGGCAGAUUAUAUUAAAGUACAAAAAGCUAGAGGCCUAGAACCAAAAACUAAUUUUAGAAAGCCAAGAGAAGAGUUUGGAAAUGAAGGAUAUGAAGCCAUGAAUGGUCAUAAAAAGACCACUGCUUUUCAGCGAGAUCAGUUUUGCCGUGAUGUUUAUGAACCCGACCAACAUUCCAUUUUUUUCUCAGACCCUUAUUUUGAAGGCCGAUUGGUACGUCAAUCUCCACCUGGCAGGGAACCAUUAAAACUAGAAAAUGCACUCGUGCCUCAAGACAGCUCAGAAAAAUAUUCAGAAAAACAAAUGCCUCACUUGGCCAUCUGCAAGGAUUACUAUUACAAUUUGCCACCAGCUGAAUCUGGUGAUAGCUACAAGUAUGUGUCUCCAGAUAAUAGCACUAGCUCUUACGAGAGAAGUCAGAAACUGCCAAAAAUGUCUAAAGAGGAGAAAGAACAAAUGGGGGAGGGAGAGGGGAAUCCUCAACCACAGAAGAGAAAAUACAAUGAAGAAGAGACAGACUUGGGGAGUGAUGUUGAGAAGAAAAAGAAAAAGAAAGACGGAAUAGAUUCAGCAAGUGAGGGAAAAUCGAAGCUUAAUAAAGAGAAAGGCCAUAAAGAAGGUUCUGAAAAGGAGAGCAAGAAACAUAAGAAGGAAAAAAAGAAGGCAGAAGCCAAUGGACCAACAGAGGAAGACAUGCUGUGGAAUGAAUCUAUCCUGGGAUUCUAACAGAGGGCCUUCCAAUUAUUUUUGUGUUUGUUUGUGAUCUAAAACAUUGUGCACUUUUAUGUUUCAUCACUGUUUGUAUUUAUAAUUGGCCCUUUGGCAAUAAUGAGGUAUCGAGUAUGAAGAUUCUUAACAAAAUCCUUGGGAAGGAUUUGAAUGGAAAUUUUGUAACAUACCUAAUGUGUAAUUAACUGCUUCUCGUAGGAUGACUUUUUGCACAAGAUAGUAUUAAAAUAUUUUUCCAAUAGCAAGUGAAAUUGUUAAUUGCAGUAUAUCCAGGUGAUACCUGUAUUGUCAAAAGCUUUACAUAUUAAAAAUAAGGGAGAG
Anolis sagrei ordinatus is the source of this 1972-nucleotide messenger RNA. Its product is annotated as zinc finger matrin-type protein 1. The record is from RefSeq and is a predicted model, not a curated record. Gene Ontology annotation, molecular function: zinc ion binding; nucleic acid binding. NCBI's taxonomy places the organism in Eukaryota, Metazoa, Chordata, Lepidosauria, Squamata, Anolidae.